GUGAGCCGCGGACCUACCGGAAAGGGGGUGUGUGUGCGCGUCUGGACUCCGCGGGGUUGGUGGACGGUCUGGCAGCCAGGACACCGGACCGCUCUUAGCGCGUCCGCCUCCGCGCAUUGUUCUCGGGAUCAGUGGCUCUGAGUGCCCGCGGCUCGCUCCAGUCAGGUGCCCCGGCACCCCGGCUCUGUAGAGGUCGUCCCUCUUCCCGUCCCCCCCCCCCCAACACACACACACCAGGAGAGAAGCGAGGGGAAGGACCGCCUGUGCGAUCCAGACACUGCCGAUCGCUCCAGCUGCUCACUGCGCCCCAAGGGCCGGUGCGGAUGGAAGGGCUGGGGGAGCCCAGUUCGUGAGAUUGCGGGGGCUUCAGGCUGCUCCCAGGGCUUAAGAAGGAGCAGCAGCAGGUCGGGAAAGGCGGAACGAAGAAGUGCGCUGGUUUCUCACUGGUGAAGAGCGUCACGCCCCCUCCCCCGAAGAGAACCCGCUCCGAGGGAGCCAGCAAGCGAGCGCAGACUGGAGAGCGGGUUGCUUGCUGCUAGUGGCAAGAAUUGAGUCAUCUGUCUCACCUGGUGGUUAAGAACAUGCCUCAGACUCCUCCCUUUGCCGUGAUGUUUGACAGCAGUGGAUAUAACCGGCCCCUGUAUCAGUCCAAAGAAGAUAGCUGUGAAGGAUUGUGUUACCAUGACAACAGCUUGCUCUCGGGAUCCUUGGAAGCCCUCAUCCAACACUUAGUACCCAGCAUAGACUAUUAUCCUGAUAGAACAUAUAUAUUUACCUUUCUGCUCAGUUCUCGUCUGUUCAUGCAUCCUUUUGAACUAAUGGCCAAGGUUUAUCAUUUGUGCAUCGAGCCCCAGAGGUUAAGUGAUCCCAGCUUGGACAAGAGCCAAAUUCGCAAAAUCGCACCUAAAAUUCUUCAGCUCCUGACAGAAUGGACAGAGACAUUUCCAUAUGAUUUUCGAGAUGAAAGAAUGAUGAGGAAUUUGAAAGACCUCACCCACCGAAUAGCCAGUGUCGAGGAGACUUAUAGGAAGACCGUUCAGCAAAUGAUACAGAGUCUGAUCCGAAAGCUCGCUACUCUUGGCCAGUAUGAAGAGGUCCUGGCAAAAAUUAACGCAACAUCUACAGAUCGACUUACGGUUCUCAAAUCCAAACCACAGUCAAUACAAAGAGAUAUAAUUACCAUCUGCAGUGACCCUUAUACAUUGGCACAACAGCUGACUCACAUAGAGCUGGAGAGGCUCAAUUAUAUUGGACCAGAAGAAUUUGUCCAGGCAUUUCUGCAGAAAGACCCUUUGGACAAUGAGAAGACUUGUUAUGAUGAGCCAAAAAAGACACGAAACCUUGAAGCAUAUGUGGAAUGGUUUAAUCGACUCAGCUACUUGGUUGCCACUGAAAUCUGCAUGCCUGUGAAAAAAAAGCACCGAGCAAGAAUGAUUGAAUAUUUCAUUGAUGUAGCCCGGGAGUGUUUCAACAUUGGCAACUUUAACUCCUUGAUGGCAAUAAUAUCUGGAAUGAACAUGAGUCCUGUCUCCCGGCUAAAGAAAACCUGGGCCAAAGUGAAGACUGCCAAGUUUGACAUUCUAGAGCAUCAGAUGGACCCUUCAAGCAAUUUUUAUAAUUACCGAACAGCUCUCCGAGCAGCUGCACAAAGGUCUUUAACAGCUCACAGCAGCAGAGAGAAGAUCGUGAUACCCUUCUUCAGUCUCUUUAUCAAAGAUAUCUACUUUCUCAAUGAGGGCUGUGCAAAUCGGCUUCCAAAUGGCCAUAUUAACUUUGAGAAAUUUUGGGAGCUGGCCAAACAAGUGAGUGAAUUUAUGAUAUGGAAACAAGUAGAGUGUCCCUUUGAGAGAGAGCGGAAGACAUUGCAGUAUCUGCUCACUGUUCCAGUCUUCAGUGAGGAUGCUCUUUACCUGGCUUCCUAUGAAAGCGAAGGCCCAGAAAAUAACACGGAAAAGGACAGGUGGAAGUCUUUAAGGUCCAACUUCUUAGGCAGAGCUUAAUGUGAGAGAUGCCGAAGUCCACUGCUGUAGCUAACACCAUCCACUGCUGUGUAUUAGUUCCUUCUGGAACACAUCACGUCAUCAUUGUUGUUUUCAGCAUCCAGUGGUAGGAAAGUGAUGGGUGCCCUGAACCCAGCCGACUGAAGGAGGGCUUAUGUGAAUCAACAAAGCACAUUCAUUUGAGAACAGAGGAAGAACAGACUUCCCACAGGAGACAAAUUGAGUCAUCUGAGUGAGACUCAGACACUGACUGAGGGCAGCUUUGACAGAAUCCCCUGAAGCUUUUGGGAUUGCCAUGUGAUUCACCUUUCUCAGACUCUCCAUGGGAAUAAGUCACUUUGUACCUGAAGAGAGACACAGAGAGAGAGUAUAUCUAUAUGCACCCUUUCGCAUUAUUUGGGUUGAAGAUUUGCUGCUAAUGGGACAUGCCAAGGCUCAAUGCCAACUCAUUGAAAAUUGUUCACUUGGGAAAGAAAAAAAAAAGGAAAGAAAAUCUCCAAUUGGAAGACCAUGCUCAAUAAUCCAAGAAGCUCAGCUUAAUCAGUAUUGACAGAGAAAAGACUGGCCCAAAGCUGUCUGCUGAGUUUGUUUCAGUUGGGUGUAUGAUGUGGUGUGUUUUGGUGGGUUCCCCCUGUCCCAUAAGGUAUUGAGUUGGCUGCUGGUUAGCAAACUCAUUUUUACUAAUAUAAAUUAUUUAAAAUAAUAAUGAAGUUUAAUAGUGUGGCAUGGAAGAUGGCCACUAGAAAACUGUCCUUUGAAGCUGGACUAUUUGAUGUGCUAGAAGGUAGUUUUAUUUUCUUCUGAGCUGUUGACAAAUCCCCACUGUGUUCUACCAUUACUUCUUCAGUAGUCUUUAGUUAAUCCUAAUUUCCCAUGACAUCUAUUUCUUUUCCUGUGUAAGUUCAAACAAUUUUACUUUUUGAAAAGAUUCUCUUGGACUACCCAAUACAUCUAAAAUAUCUAUGACAUCAUUUCUCUUGGUUAUUUUCAUGGUAAUAUACACAUAAUCAACAUGUAAUAUGUGUAGCAUCAAUAGAUGAUUCACAUAAGAUAAAUCUACAUGAUGUAAAGUGGUAUAUGUAUAUAAUCAGCAUGUGAUGAGCAUAUGUGGAAGAGGUGGGCUUAAGGCCCCACUCUUAGUUCAAGUUCAGUUUGAGGACAAAAUCAUGGUCAUUGAACAACACAGUUAACAAAAAGAAGGUUGACUCUGUCCUAUGCACCAAGGAUACUGAGGCCCUUAGCAACAGCUUUGGUUGAUGCAUCCUCUUCCUACAGGAAACUCAUCUGGUCAGCAUCAAGAGAAACACGGGCCAAUUGGACGCCCGGGGGCUGCUUUGUUUCCCUUUGGGAAAAGUUAAUCCCCAUCCUAAAAGGGAGGUCUAAAGCUACCCCACAUUGUGGGAAAAUGCUGGUACACUUAAGUCCCUCUGGUGACAAGGUUCCCAGGAUCUUCAGUGGGUCCUUUCACCAUUUAAAUGCUAUCAGGGAUUUUAAAGGACAGUCCCCUUGGCAAGGGCUAUGUAUAUAUGUGUGUCUAUACAUACACAUACACACACAAAACUAUCAUAGUUGCAAAGAAAUUACCUUCAUUAGAAAGAAAAGGUUAAAAAGUGGAGUGAAAAGGCAGCUAGGUGGCAUAGUGGAUAAAGCACCAGCCCUGGAUUCAGGAAGACCUGGGUUCAAAUCUGACCUCAGACACUGACACUUAGUAGCUGUGUGACCCUGGACGAGUCACUUAGCCCUCAUUGCCCCCCAAAAAAAAAGGAAAAAAAGAAAAAAGGGGGGCUGAAAAGAACCAAAGUCAAAGAUCCUAGGCUUUUCCUUCCUCCUUCAGAAGGACCAAUUCUCAAGUCUCACGGUUGGGCGGAUGCAGGGGAUGAUGCUGAGUCUUUGCAGUUAGUGAAGAUGCAUCAGAAUAGCAUGAGGACCAUCUGAACCACAGCACAGAUGAUGGCUCUGACACCAUCGCAGAUUUCUUCUAGUGUGAGGCACUCAGGAGCCCCAGAAACAUCAGAACCAUAUCAUGGACACUUCCCAGCAGUUAUGGCAGAGACAUCAUUGUCAUAAGCCUCUUGCAUGCAACCUGUCCCGGAAUCGAAGCUGGUACCAAGGCUCUGCUUUUUGUGCCUCCUCCCACUCAGUAUCCCCAUGAAAACCUUCACCUUCCGGGGGGGCCCCUUACAGGGAUGAUAACAAGUCUAGUCAGUUCAGUAGAUAGAGCAAUAGACCUAGAAUUAGGAAGACCUGAGUUCAAAUCUUGCUUCAGGCACUAGCUGUGUGACCCUGGGCAAAUCACUUAACCUUGGUUUGCCUUAAUCCACUGAAAAAGGAAAUGGCAAACCACUCCAGUAUCUUUGCCAAGAAAACCCCAUGGACUGCAGUACUGGUGCCCAUGGGAUCACAAAGAGUCAGACACAAUUGAAUGAUUAACCAAUAACAACCAAGUCUUUUCCCCCUUAAAGUUCUCUACUGAAGCGCUGCCCUCUUUCCAAAGGAGCUGGGCAAGGACCAUCUUUCACUUUCAUCCAGGGACUCAUGAUUGCCAACAAGUUGGCUAAGUCAUCUCCUUUUCUUCCAUGUAAAUUCAUACUCACCCAUAGUUCUAUCAAGACAGUUUUCCAUUUCCCAUAUUGUUAAAAAGCAGGUCACCUUCCAACAAUUUCAUCCAAUGAAUUCCCUACACAUUCUAUGGGAAGAGUUGUCCAAACCACCCCUGGGGAAAAGAGACCUGCUAAUUGAGGAGGUCCUAAAUCGUUUCACCGUACUGUAUUAAAGAACCCUGAGGAAGCAGGGACUUUGAAGUCCAGAAGACACAGUGCCAGAAGUGCCCACACAGGGAUCGACUUACAAGAGCUUAUUAAUGUCCAUUCACACAAUACACUCUGAUUAGCCACUAUAAGUCCACAUCUCAGCCACCCAAAAAGGAAUAAAGGGGCACCACUACAGGAGGCUAAUUGAUUUAGUUGGCUCUGUAAGGAGCAAGUCCUCAGAGCUCUCCAAGACUGAAAUUCCAGUAGGGCUUCCAGGGGCUCUGUUCAGGUGCUAGUUCAGUGGGUGGGCAUUGGCCCUAGUGGCUGCACUGGGGACAGGGUCUAGUGUAUCCCAGGAGGGUAAGUGGCACUACAAGUGGCUACUGUACUGCCUCACGUCUCACAACUGGUGGACAGUUAGUAGCUUAGGAGGGAUCCCGGGGAAAGAUUCACGCAUGGGAAGUGUUAAGUGAGAUACCUAUUGCACAUCCAGUUCAAAAUGUCCAAAAGCAAGAUGGUGGUAGACUGGAGCUCUGAUUAGAUAUAUAGAUCUGAGAAGGAGGAGGGAGGGAAGGAAGGAAGAUGGGAGGGAGAGAGCGAGGGAAGGAA
Dromiciops gliroides (monito del monte) is the source of this 5359-nucleotide messenger RNA. RefSeq names its product RasGEF domain family member 1B (gene RASGEF1B). The transcript has 14 exons. Gene Ontology annotation, biological process: Ras protein signal transduction; positive regulation of GTPase activity. Gene Ontology annotation, cellular component: plasma membrane. Lineage: Eukaryota; Metazoa; Chordata; Mammalia; Microbiotheria; Microbiotheriidae. Bases 582 to 2000 code for a protein of 472 amino acids. The record is from RefSeq and is a predicted model, not a curated record. Gene Ontology annotation, molecular function: guanyl-nucleotide exchange factor activity.